This is a messenger RNA of Phymastichus coffea, 2533 nucleotides long. RefSeq lists its product as uncharacterized. The transcript has 6 exons. Bases 261 to 1136 code for a protein of 291 amino acids. The record is from RefSeq and is a predicted model, not a curated record. Lineage: Eukaryota; Metazoa; Arthropoda; Insecta; Hymenoptera; Eulophidae.
UUGGACGAACAGAAUCAAUUGGCGACGGUUACGUAGUAGCGCGUAGCGUAUUUUCCAUAUUGAAAUCAGCGCCAACAAAGCAACAUAGCAUACGAUUUGACAACAAUGUUCUACCGGCAUAAAUUUUGGCAACACAGAUUAUAUAUAUGGUGCCUUGGGUGCCUUGUUGGCCUGUCAACGUCGCUCUAGUGAGAAUUACGGAAGUUUAACGCAAAAUCUAAAAAACUACGGAAGUUCGGAGAUUUAGCUUUUUCUCUAAAAUGAGCAUUACUGCUUAUAUAGAAUCACUUACAAAAAUUGAUGAAACCAAAAGUGUAAACAAUGUUGCUUGGUCCAGAGUGACAAAAGAAAAAGUAAAAUCUAAACCACAUUUACAGGGAAAAGGAGAGUUACCAUUUCAAUUUGAAUUGGAACAAACUGAUCAAAGUAAUUCUUGCCAAAAAGAUAAAAAAUAUUCGGAAGAAAAGAAGGCACAUUUUUAUGAAAAACAUCACAACACCAAAAUCAUACAUAAUGAAUAUAGAUUUGCUGAUAUAAUCCCCAGAGUAAGAGAGGUUGGUGGAGGUUACAACACAUUUAGUAACCAAGCUAUUGAAAGACGCUUCAGAGAAAACCAAUCAAAACACGCAUCAGCAGAAGAAAGUGAUUUGAGUUCAACAUAUGUAACAGCAACCUCAAAAUCAAUAGAGAGUUCAUACGACACUACGGUAGAGACUCUUGGCUCAUUACAACUAUCCAGUAAUGAAUCCAAACAUGAGGUUUCAAGUAAUGAAAAUGAACAAUACAAAGUGGAUGCUACAAUGGCAAGAUCAUUACAUACACAGAACAAUAAGUCUUUAGAUAUUGAUACGUGUACUGAUAUAUCAUUAAAUAGACACAAUGUAUCACUAGAAAGAGAAAAUGAGGAAGAAAAUUGGGAUGAUGAUGCAAGUGAUGAGCGAAUGUAUAAAGGGCGUAUCACUCGAUUUUUUCAAAGUACAGAAGAUGAAGAUGUAUUUGAACAUCCAUUAAAGGAACAAAUCAAAAAAGAUCUUGAAUGGCAGAAUUACCAGUUACAAAGAAAAGGGAUUAAAAUUAUUCAAACUCCAAGACAAUACUAUCUAGAUUUAGAUGAUGAUGAUUUCAAGUUUGAAUGAAGAAAGUGCAUGAUAUAAGUAUAUUUUAAAUAUUAUCUUCUUUUAUCAGAGUCAGAUCCACAAAGAUUUAUUCUGAGAGAUAGUCUAUCUUUGUUGAUCUAAUAUAAAAGAAAGUAAGCAGUUUACUGAAACAUUUCGCUUUAAAACUAAAUUUUAUUUUGUUGGAUUCUCUUUAUUAUUUCAAACGCAAAAUAUAUUUCUAGAUUUUAAAGCAAAUUUGGAACAUGUAGUUCAAAGUAGGUUUACAUAAAUAAUGAAUUUUAUUAAUAAUACAAUUUUCAUUAGUCAAAACACGUAGAAAGUAUGUGUGUUGCCUUCAUUAUUAAUUUGAACUUGACUAUAUUAGAUAUUAAAUUUUUACUGUGUUUUCCACAGUAGGAAGAAAAAUAGUGUAAUGUUUUAAUCAAUGCAAAUUUUAAUUCCUUAUUGAAAGCUAUUAAAGUACCAAAUUUUAUUGCUGAAUUUUGUGCAAUAUCAAUGAGAACAAUUUCUCAAAUUCAAUUGUGAAUUAAACAAAAAUAGCAAAAGAUAUUUCAAAGUAUUAGUAAAUUAAAAGUUAAAAAUAUCAACAGAGUGAAAGUACAAUACAUAUUUUGUCUACAAAAUAUUAGAUUUUACAAAGGAAUAAAGAUAUGCUGAAUUAAUAUUUAGAAAUAUCCUAGUAGUUUAAAAAUAUCAAAAUCGUGAAGAAACAAGACUUAUUCAACUUGAAAAUAAUUUGUACUUUUUGAACAGAAAUAGGUGAAAUUAUUAAUAGCAUCACAUAUUCAAUAAUCAAAAGUAGUGGUAAUUAUUUUAAUAGAUAAUUGAUUGUAAUAACUUUUGUUAAUGUUGAAUAAAUUAAUCAUUUUUUAAUUUUAUCGUAGUAUAAGAUAAUGAAAAAAUAAUAAAAACAGAAUAAAAGAAAAUUGCAAAAUCUAAACUAUUUCUAAAGUUUUCACACAAAAUCUUACUAAUAACGUUUAUAAUCGCUGAUUAAUUUUACAUUUAAUGUAACACUAUUAAUUUUUACAUUGAAUGUUUUUUUACAUGAACUAUGUACUUUAAAAAUGUUUUUAUCCUAAGAUGUGUCAAAUUUUGAUUAUCCUACAAUAGAUUAUCUUCAUAGUCUGUCUAUCGUAAGUGAUAUUUUUACCAAUAUUUUCGUUAUUCAUAUAAAAUAGUUCAACACUGACAUUAUUUCAUUAAAAUAGCUGUGAUACAAAAAUAUAUUGAUCUCUUACAUACCAUUGAAAAAUAGUACGAAUAUAAAUAGGUAUUAAAGCAUGUAUAAUAUUAUUUUAUCGAUUGAAAUGAUAUUUUAUAACGUAAUCAAUGGCGAUGAAUUUGCAAUAAAAAUUGCAAUUUUUUAUACCUUGAAAAAACGAUAUUUGUAAUUAAUAUUAAUAAAAAUGGUA